GAUGGGAAGGAAGCCAUGCUGCGUAAGGGAAGGGCUCAGGACAGGAGCGUGGACUGCGCAGGAAGACCACGUACUUGUGUCCUACAUCAAGGUUCAUGGAGACGGUAAAUGGAGGAGCCUCCCCAAACGAGCAGGCUUAAAGCGCUGUGGAAAGAGCUGCCGGCUGCGGUGGCUCAACUACCUGAGGCCCGGUAUCAAGCGAGGCAACAUAUCCGAUGACGAAGAAGAGCUCAUCAUCAGACUACACAAGCUCCUUGGAAACAGGUGGUCUCUAAUCGCAGGAAGGCUGCCAGGGCGAACAGACAAUGAAAUCAAGAACUACUGGAACACAACCCUAGGGAAGAAAGUCCACGGCAACGCAUCCCAAACGAAGCCCAUCCUGAAUGUCUCCCUGGCCGAUUCGACGACGGCGGGAACGGGAGCAGCUGGAGAUGCAUCCGUCGUCCAAACCAAGGCCCAGAGGUGCACCAAAACGUUCUUCCACCAGGACCAAGGACUCCUGCCAGCUCCAAUCGACCACCAGCGUCAUGAAUCGACGACGGCCGAACCCACCAGCCCCUCCAAAGCUCCUCAAAGUGAUGUUUCUCUUGACGGCGUUCCCCUAGUACCAGGAGAAGAAGACGAGGCUGUCUGUUUUAGCAUGUCUCCCAACAGCACUCUCUUGCUCGAUAUGCCGUCCAUGGAAGACUGGAUCGGGAGUGAUUGUUUUCAGCCGGACAUCGAUUUCAGCUUCACUUCAGUAGCUUCCUUCUUUGAUACGGAGGAGUGGCUGAAUUGGACCUAAAACCAUUGCCUCUUGACAGUAUCUUAACUCAGAAAGAUUGUCUCCAAAGAUAAUUCAUCACAGUAUAUAUCGGAAUAAAGAAAAAAAAGGGAUCAAAAUGAUC
Messenger RNA from Musa acuminata subsp. malaccensis (wild Malaysian banana), 887 nucleotides. RefSeq names its product transcription factor MYB1. NCBI's taxonomy places the organism in Eukaryota, Viridiplantae, Streptophyta, Magnoliopsida, Zingiberales, Musaceae. The record is from RefSeq and is a predicted model, not a curated record.